AAACAAGUAAGACGGUCACAGAUGGCACACUUUGUUGUUUGCGGAUCGUUGAAAAUGGCAGUGUAUCCGCUCUUAUAUUUAAUAAUCUUCUAACUUUCUUCUGUUGCGAAUAAAAAUGUUUUUUUAUCAGUAUUCGUCUUUUGUUUGAAACAAUGUCGGAUUCAAAUUCACCUAAAGCUGAUACAAGUAGUCCUAGUCCCUUGGGUAAUUUGAGGCAAUUCCGUUUUCAAAAGAAAGUGAAAAAAAUAAAUAUGUCUGACGAUGACAGUAAUUUAGUAAGUCCUGAUAUUCAACCACAUAGAAAACCAAUUAAUCGUAUUGAAGAUAGUGAUAGUGAUAUUGGAAGUCCUAUUAAAGUAAAUGUUACAAAUUCAGAAUCAGAAAAAGAAUCAGAAGCUAAACAGAAAGAAGUAAAACUCAAAUAUUUAACUACGUUAUACCCACAAAAUGAUACUGUUUAUAUACAAGAAGUACUUAAUAAUGUCAAUUGGAACAUCGAAGAAGCUGAAAACAUUGUUAAAAAGAAUAGAAAACGAACUUUGAAAGGGUCAAGUAAAAGCAGCUACAAAAAGCGAAGAAAAUUACACGAUGAAGAUGCUGAUGUAGAUUCAGAUGAAAUCAAAUAUAAGGAUAAAGUAUUUAAUAGCGACGAUGAUGAUUCAGAUGCUGAAAUAUCAAAUGAUUUAACUCAUGAUAAAAAAGCAGUUUUGGAAUUCAUGCGAACUGCACUAUUGUCGGAAUUGCUUCUAAUACCACAGUGUUCUCAAAAAAGAGCAGAAGCAGUGAUAGAAGCAAGACCAUUUGAAAACUGGAGAGAUCUAGUUUUCAAAUUUCAAAAUAAUAAGUAUUUGGAUACAGAACUCUUAAAUUCAACUCAGGAAUUAUUGGCUACACGACAAGUAAUAGAAUCUCUUAUGAAAAAAUGUAUUCGUUUGUCUACAAACCUUGAAAAAGCAGUAGCUGCUGGUUCAUCUACUAUAAAACAACAGCCAAGAGGAUUGUCAUCAAAAUUAACAUUAGCGCCAUAUCAAAUGAUUGGUUUAAAUUGGCUCGCAGUUAUGCAUGCUCAGAAUGUAAAUGGUAUACUUGCAGAUGAAAUGGGAUUAGGAAAAACUGUUCAAGUAAUAGCUUUUCUUACAUACUUAAGUGAAGCAGGACUUAUUAAUGAAAAAGAUGGGCCUCAUUUAAUAGUUGUUCCAAGUUCGACAAUGGAAAAUUGGAGUAAUGAAUUAGAAAGAUGGUCACCUAAUCUAAAAGUUGUUCAAUAUUAUGGUUCUCAAGAAGAACGUAAAGAAAUGAGAAUGUCGUGGCGAAAUGGUGAACUUGAUGAUGUAGACAUCCUAUUAACUACUUAUAAUUUGAUCAGUAGUACUCCAGAAGAACGUAGAUUAUUUCGUGUUAUGCCAAUACAUUAUGUAGUUUUCGACGAAGCUCAUAUGCUUAAAAAUAUGAGUACGAUUAGAUAUGAAAAUCUGGUUAGAAUUAAUGCUAAACAUCGUAUUCUUUUAACUGGUACACCAUUACAAAACAAUUUACUGGAAUUGAUGUCUCUUUUAAUAUUUGUAAUGCCAUCUUUGUUUGCUGGAAAGCAAGCAGAUAUAAAAAGUUUAUUUUCUAAGAAUUCCAAAAUGUCAUCUGAUAAAAACAAUAAGCAGCCCCUGUUUGAACAACAACAAGUAAAAAAUGCGAAACAAAUUAUGCGUCCUUUUGUACUUCGUCGACUCAAAGCAGAGGUACUAGGCGAUUUACCUGAAAAAACGGAUGAAGUGAUACGGUGCACUUUAACUAAAAAGCAAACUCGUAUGUACAAAAAUUUAGUUGAAAAAUUUUCUGCCGAAGCUAAUGAAAGCACCGAAGUUAAUGGAGUUGGUAUGAUGAUGCAACUGAGAAAACUUGCAAAUCAUCCUCUUUUAGUUCGAGAUUAUUAUCAAGAAACACAACUUAAGAAUAUGGCUAAAAAAUUAGCUGCAGAACCUGGAUAUAAACAAAAAAAUUCAGAAUAUGUAUUUGAAGAUUUAUGCUGGAUGUCUGAUUAUCAAAUAAAUCAAUUAACACGAGUAUAUAAAAGUUUGGGAGGGUUUGGAUUACCACAAGAAUUUAUUCCCGGAUCUGGAAAAUUAACGAAACUAGAUGAACUCCUAAAGGAUUUUAAAGAAAAUAAUCAUAGAGUAUUGAUUUUCAGUCAAUUUACAAUGGUAUUAGAUAUUUUGGAAGAAUAUUUAACUAUUAGAGGACACACCUAUUUAAGAAUGGACGGAAGCACACCUGUAACGGAAAGACAGUCUCUUAUAAAUGAAUAUACAGAAGACAAUAGUAUAUUUAUAUUCUUAUUAUCUACAAAAGCUGGUGGACUAGGCAUUAAUCUAACAGCUGCUGAUACUGUUAUAAUUCAUGAUAUAGAUUUCAAUCCAUAUAAUGAUAAACAGGCAGAAGAUCGCUGCCAUAGAGUGGGUCAAAAAAAACCCGUACGUAUAAUAAGACUUUUAGGAGAAGAUACUAUAGAAGAAGGCAUGUAUGAAAUAGCUCAAGAAAAACUUAAUCUUGAACAGCAGCUUACUGGAAGUGAAGAAGGUGAGAAUACAGAUAAAAAAAGUGUUCUAAAAUUAUUAAAAAUGACACUUGGACUAGAUCCGCAUAAUAGAUCAUUAUCACUGUCACCUUCGAAAAAUUCUAGUAAAAUGCACAGUGAACUUGAAAAAAAUCAAGCAGAAAGUGAUAUAGAAUUUUGAUUAAUACGUUUCUCUAUAUGGAACAGAAAAAUAAUUUAUAAAAGGCAACGUAUCGACGCACAUUAAAGAGAAAGCAUAUUUAUAUUAAUGCAUUUUGUAUCAAUUUCACUUAUAGAAUUCAUAGAUAUCAUUUAUAAUUUGUGUAAUACACGUUUGUAGGGUAGCUUUCCAGGAAUAUUUUCAAUCAUUUUUAUUUAUUCUUAUAAAAACAAAGAAAUUUUGUAACGUUUGUGGUAAAUG
Messenger RNA from Polistes dominula (European paper wasp), 2969 nucleotides. RefSeq names its product SWI/SNF-related, matrix-associated actin-dependent regulator of chromatin, subfamily a, containing DEAD/H box 1 (gene Etl1). Gene Ontology annotation, molecular function: ATP binding. The record is from RefSeq and is a predicted model, not a curated record. Lineage: Eukaryota; Metazoa; Arthropoda; Insecta; Hymenoptera; Vespidae.